AUGUCGUUCGAGGUGGAGGAGGAGGAGGCCUUCGAGCACACGCUUCUCGUGGUGCGGGAGGUCUCCGUCUACAAGAUCCCGCCGCGCACCACCUCCGGCGGCUACAAGUGCGGCGAGUGGCUCCAGUCCGAUAAGAUAUGGUCGGGGCGGAUCCGAGUUGUGUCUCGUCGGGACCGAUGCGAGAUUCGCCUUGAGGAUCCGAACUCCGGCGAUCUCUUCGCCGCGUGCUUCGUGUACCCUGGCCAGCGCGAGAGCGCGGUGGAGCCCGUCCUCGACUCGUCGCGCUACUUCGUCCUUAAGAUCGAGGACGGUCGCGGCAAGCACGCCUUCAUCGGGCUAGGGUUCAACGAGAGGAACGAGGCCUUCGACUUCAACGUCGCGCUCUCCGAUCACGAGAAGUACGUCCGCCGCGAGCACGAGAAGGAAUCAGGCGACUCCGCCGCCGCCGAAGAGUCUCAGAUCGACAUUCACCCCGCCGUCAAUCACAGACUUAAGGAUGGGGAAACCAUUAGGAUUAAUGUGAAGCACAAGGUAUCUGGUGGGACUGGCAUGCUUUCAGCUGCUGGCCUAACAGGUGGGCAUGCUGCAACACCAAAGCCAAAAACCUUGAGCCUUGCUCCCCCACCGAGUGGGACUGGGAAAAUCAGGUCUCCUCUUCCACCCCCACCAAAUGAUCCUGUUGCAGCUCGAAUUGCUUCCACCGGUCGUAUUACUGGUGCUAAAGGGACAUAUGAAAGUGUGAAACAUUCUACUGAUUCUUUGUCAGAUCUUUCUCAACUACAGAUUGUUCAGAUGAGAUCUGAUUGUGGUCCGGGUCAUCAAUUUAGAUUUGAAAAGCAAGCAGUUUCUGGGUUAUAUUCUGGAGCAUCCCAGUGUAGCCAAGAGGUUUUCUAUGUUAUGAGUAACAUUCACAUCUCUUUGGUUGUUUGCAUUUACAGAAAAAUCUUCCCUCAACGAACACCUCGGGAGCUUCAGGAUGGGCAGCCUUCUGAUUACAUAUAUGAGCAUUUUAACAAUGAGGCUUUUAUUAUUCUCUGA
Messenger RNA from Sphenostylis stenocarpa, 1038 nucleotides. Lineage: Eukaryota; Viridiplantae; Streptophyta; Magnoliopsida; Fabales; Fabaceae. The record is from the annotation of a GenBank genome assembly.